This is a messenger RNA of Linum tenue, 354 nucleotides long. NCBI's taxonomy places the organism in Eukaryota, Viridiplantae, Streptophyta, Magnoliopsida, Malpighiales, Linaceae. The record is from the annotation of a GenBank genome assembly.
AUGCAAAUCUUCGGCACCAAAUUCCACAGCACGAGGGACAGAUACUGGAGAAGCAAACGAUAUCAAAAGCUACAAGACGGCGGCGCGACCCGAAACAAGAACGUCCGCAUCGCCAGGCUCGGCGACAACAACAAAGGUGGAGGUUAUAAGUUGGUGUGGAAGAUCAAGGUGGUGCCGAAGCUGCGGCUGAGAGUCGUGGCGGCGGCGCCGGUGAAGCUGGCGGCGAAGUUGAAGAACGGCUACAUGGACAUGAUGGUGAGGCUGGCCGGCAGCGUGGGGUAUUUGAAUACCCAGAUGGUGAUUGGGAACAAGAGGAUUCCCAAGGCUAGGCAGUCAAAAAGUACUGCGAAGUAG